Podarcis lilfordi (Lilford's wall lizard) is the source of this 19491-nucleotide messenger RNA. The record is from the annotation of a GenBank genome assembly. Lineage: Eukaryota; Metazoa; Chordata; Lepidosauria; Squamata; Lacertidae.
AUGAACUUGACCAUUGCCUUCCUUCUUCUUGUCACCCUGACUGCGACCUCACCUUUCUCGUCGGAUCACUGUACUGGACUACAAGCGGACUAUCAUUUCCUGGAUUACCACAAAGUCGAGACAGGGGGAAAGUCUAACCCUGACCGAAUGGGGGACUUUGAUUUCUGCCUUCCAGAAUCUCGGACCCUACUACGCCAUUCCCUUGUACCCCGGCUCACUGAUAACGAAUACUGGGAACUUUUCAUCCGAGAUAAAGACCUACACCGCAUCGGGUCAGCUGCCCUUACACUUGAUCACUCGUUUUACCGGCUGAAAUGUUAUAAUGGAACUUACCUUCUUUAUAGCAACGGAGAAGUCUCACGGAGCCCUAAUUGGACCGAGAACGAGGUAGGGGGAGCCUCCCAUGUGUAUACGGACUCAAACCACCCCUCCGAAAACUUGAUCUUCGGGUUCCAGUGUCUCCUCACGACCCCGAAACCCCAGAAGCCCCAACUCCAAGGGCUCUGCCUGAGACGGUUCUGCUGCCUGUGGAACCUUGGAGUCACUCAUGAGUGGAAGGGGGCCGAAUACCUAGAAGGGUGGCACCAUCCCGUACACCCCUCACGCCCCCCCUCGUGGGACCAUGUUGGGCCUCUAAGGUGUGGCGGCAUUGCCAGAGAUAGGCGACUCCUCAACACCACCGACCCACUCCACCCAUUAGGUACAGCACCCCGACAACUCGGCGCUGACCCUGCCCUCCCAGGGGAAGACCUUCUUUCCUCCUGGGAACAAAACUCCUACAUCAAGCUCCUCAGUCAAGUCGCUAAGGAAGCACCCUACCCCGAUUGUUGGAUUUGCGCUCAUGCACCCAGUCACCUCCAACAAAGUCUGCCCCUGGUCCCGGUGCCAGUGACAUUGGAGCAAUUUCGUUCCGGAGACGUCACCUCCUGGAACCUAACCGCAUUAAACCUGACUCACCAGUAUCUGUACCUCACCGGCCCCACGAAAGGACCCCUUUGCCGCAGCUUCACCGGAGAAGGGACCUUCAUCGGAUCCAGCACAUGCAAUUCUGACUUGGAAAUCCUAGCCACUGGCCAAGUUACCGUCACUGACCUAGGGGGUUCUCAGACUUUCCCGAACCUCACUAUUGCCUGGGCCACUGUUGUCGGCCACCUCACCCCCCAACUGGAAGCCUCAACUCACGGACUCUAUGCUAUUACAGACUUUUGCAUCUGGGAGAAUGGAGUCCUACCUCAGCGGCUUAUUCUGGGUGUGCGGACACCGCGCAUACACCUGGGUGAGUCCACACAUGUCUGGGUCCUGUUUCGUAGGGUACAUCGUCCCCGGAAUCAGAGUAGUCCCACAUCUACCCCCCGGGAGACAGAGGAAUAAAAGGGACCAAAAGGGGCUGUCGGACCUCUCAGACGUUGCUGCAAAUGGAGAAACUGUAGGCCGUGCCCUCUUUCCCGCCUAUGGGGCAGGAUCUAAUCAUGUAGACAUUCUUCGACUUACUGACAUCCUCCUCAAAUUCAUGCAGGAAGCAACCCAGAUCACGGAUUCCUUGAUGUCCGAACUGUCUGAGGUAAGGCAGCUCAGUUUGCAGACCAGGAUUGCGACGGACUUCUUGCUGUCCAGUCAAGGAGGGACAUGUGCCCUGAUAGGCACUGAGUGCUGUACACAUGUGACCGAUCAAUCCUUAAAUAUAACUGGACAUUUAAAUAACAUCCAUGAGCUAGCAGGGAGGCUACAUGAUAUACAGCAUGAGGGGCUAUUCGAUGUGGACUUGUGGGGAUGGCUGCCCAAGCUGGGAUGGCUCCGACAGUUACUGAAAGCCGUAUUUUUUACUGUUUUAGUUGUUGCCCUUUGUAUCUCGAUCCUCUGUUGCGCUAUACAUUGUAUUUCUUCUUGCUGCUCCCUCCUUCGCUGCUCUGCUCAACCUACCUCACUCUCUCUCCGAGCUUAUUCCCGCUCACAGCGCACCCCUACUUUCCCAGAAUAUGUGCAGAUGAGGCAUUUGGGGGAAGGGGAAUACGAGAUUACUGAGAUUUAGAGUGCGGAGAAAGGAUUUGCAAGUUCUUACAGAACUUUGAUGCAAAUCUAUCUCCGAAUGGGGGACUGAUACGGGAAAGGGGGGGUGCCCUCCCUCACCCCUUCUUUGGUGCGUCCGAGGCGAUGACCUCAAGGGCGCCCACCGUACAUUUCCCCCUCAGCCUCUUCAUCGUUGCACAAGCACCACACUCAACCCAAACCCCAAGCUUAAAGUGCCUUUUCUCCCCUUUUUACACGGGCAAAAUAAGCCCAAACUCUCAAGCCUCUUUCUCUCCCUCUCGCUCCAUCUUUUUCAUGAGUUGACCGUGUCAAACUGCGCUCCCAUUUGUUUCACGCAUUUUGUGUAGAGACGCAGUUGGAAAGCUCUCUAACCCUUUGCUCCAACCACCAGUUGUCUCUGUGAAUGCUCCCACAUUGUUGCAACCCCUAGCUGCUUUUAAAAAUACCAUAAUAUUGUUCCCUCCAUCCCAGCCUCUAGAUUUCCAGCCUCUCUCCUCAGAAGUCAUGCCAAAGGUAAUUCCAUUGGCACCUUCCUUUGCCAAAAAUUUGCCUGGGUUGAAUGUAAAUUCCAUGCCACCUUCGGUGGACCACUGCCCGCAAGGGGCUCAGACCACAGUGCAAAAAUUGACUAUUCCAAAUAUGGCAGAAGGAAGCAGUGAAGAAAAAAAUAGCUGACACAUUACCAUUAUUAGCAGUCUGUCCUGUUGUUCAGAAUGCACAGGAACAGAGAGCCCAUGAAUCAUUGCCCUUUGCAGUUUUUAAACAAUUGAAGCGAAGUGUGACAGAAAAUGACUGGAGCAGCUGGGUCUCUGGCCUCCCUGGGCUCUGCCCAGGGGCCUCUCGCAACAGCACUCUGCCCCAGUUUGAGAUCUGCUCUGGAGGGUAGGACUCAAACCCAUGGCUUCAAGUGACAAGAAAGGAGAUUCUGACUCAACAUCAGGAAGAACUUUCUGAAAGUAGGAGCUAUUCAAGAGUGGAACAGUCUCCCUCGGGAGGUUCAGGACUCUCCUUCCAUGGAGGUUUUUAAGCAGAGGUUGGACGCUGUCCGGGAUGCUUUGUUGAACGGCGGCAGCAGCAGCGGUGGGCAAAUUCACAGAGGAGGAGGAGGAGGUGGGUGCUCUAUUCAGGUUGCAAACCGGGGCCCCUCUGACCCCCUCAAGUGGUUCCCUCGAGGGUUGGCCUAAAGCAGAGCCAGGACUCCCCACCCUGGAAAACAAGCCCUCCCCAACGCUCUCCACAAAACCCCCAUUUUACACAACCAGUUUGUUCCCCUAGUGGCCAAGGUUCAGGGUGGUCCUCACCCGGAGUUUCCGCUCCCCCUUCCCGGUUUUGCACCCUUUGCUAGAUAGUGCUGCACAUCAGAAACACCCGCAAGGUGGGGGUGUGGAAAUGCAGCAAGGAGCCAAUGGAAAGCAGGAUGGAGCCUUUUUAAAGAGGAGCAGAUGUCUUCUUGAGUUUAUUCUCCCAACUCUGGAUUCAGCUCGGAUUUCCCCAGGGGAAUUGGAGGAUGCACAGAGGAUGGGGAGAGGGGAGGUGUGGACAGGCCCCCAAACUGUGCAAUUCCCUAAAUAGAAGUUUUCAGAGCCCCCCCCCAUUAGAAAAAGGGCAGAGACGAGAUGUUCCAGCAAAAGUGAGUUUUUAAUUCGUUGUGUGAUCAAUAUCCUUAUUGUUUUAAACACUGAGCAAUUCCACAAAAUAUUAAACACAGUGCGAGGAAAGAAACUGGUCUAUGGCACACGGGAAGAAAAGAAUGAUGAAGGACUUGGCAAAAAGAGAAAGGAAACCAAGGAGGAGAGAGAUGAUCAAGCCUACCGUCACGCCCAAUCAGAUUAAGAGGCUAAUCGCAAGCCAACUAGCUAAUAAAGCUCCAGGAGAAGACAUGAUCCCAAUGGAGAUCUAUAAGAUAAGAUUUCUGGUCUCCCAUUUUUGCAAAAUUGUUUACAUACAUUAACAGCUGAGGUUGCAUACCUGAAGGGUGGAAUUGAGUAUAAUUGCCCCAAUAUAUAAAAAGGGUGAUAAGAAAAACCCUGCCAAUUAUAAACCCAUUAGUUUGUUAGCUGUAGCCUCCAAACUAUAUGCCAGGCUCCUUCUUGGGAGACUGGAAGAAUGGGCAGAUACAAAUAAGGUGAUAUCUGAAGUCCAGGCAGGUUUCCAAAGAGGGAAAUCCACAUUGGACCAGUGCUUUGUGAUGAACUUUCUGCUAUGUAAAUACAUCCAUAAUUUUAAGCAAAAAUUAUAUGUUGCUUUUAUCGAUUUAAAGUCAGCUUUUGAUACGGUCCCAAGACACGCAUUAUGGCAAAAAUUGGAAAAGACAAACAUAGACCCCCGUCUAUUAUUUCUCAUCAAAACAUUAUAUACUGACACAUCAAUACAAGUAAAGGUGGAUCUGGCUGGCCAUCUCACCGCUAGAAUUAAGACCAUUACUGGAGUCAAGCUGGGCUGCAUUCUGGCACCUUUCCUGUUUAAUUUUUAUAUUAAUGACAUGGUUAAAGAACUGGAGGGCCUACAGUUUGCCCCUGUCACAAUUAUUGACCAAAAACUCUCAGUUUUAAUGUAUGCUGAUGACCUAGUACUUGUAUCUAGAACCCAGGUGGGCCUGAGACGGCUGCUUGCAAAAUUAAGUUCAUAUUGCACGAGGAAUGCUUUAUCUAUAAACUAUGAUAAGACGCAGGUCAUUGUAUUUGGGAAGCGUUCUAAAAAGCAUGUUUGGCACCUGGAUGAACACAUCAUAAACCAAGAAAAUACAUUUAAAUAUCUGGGAUUGAUUUAUUCAGAAACGGCAUCUUGGAAUACACAGCUAUCCAAUAUUAAAUUGCAAGCCUUUAAAUCAGCAAAAGCUAUUUUGAAAUUCGCUGCCUGUAAAGGUGGAAAUUUGGUCAACCCAGCUCUAUCUGUGUAUAAAGCAAAAACAAUGGCCCAGAUUCUAUAUGUUGCAGAGGUUUGGGGUACCUCAAAGGUCUCUGGUUUGGAACCCCCACAGAAUUAUUUUUUAAGAGUUCUUUUAGGUUUACCCAAAGAUGUGCAAUCUGCCAUGGCCAGGUUGGAAACUCGCAUGUUGAGUAUAGAGAGCCAAAUACUGUAUUUUUUGCACCAUAACACUCACUUUUAUCCUCCUAAAAAGUAAGGGGAAAUGUCUGUGCGUGUUAUGGAGGGAAUGCCUACGGGUGGCAUGCCUACAGAUUUUCCUCCUCUAAAAACUAUGUGCGUGUUAUGGUCAGGUGCGUGUUAUAGAACGAAAAAUACGGUAGAUAAAAGAAUUCUCUGUUACUGGUUUAGAGUUCAACAGAUGGACAACACUAGGCUACCAAAAAAUGCCUGAUUGAGCUCUCGAAUGGAUUACCGCUUAAAAACUGGGUAUAUCACGCUGCCCAACUGAUGGGCAAAUAUGACCUCUCAGUAACUGAGAUUAAAGAACUUCCCUUAUAUUCCCAGAAAAAUAUCUUUAAACGAACCAUAAGGGCAGUGGCAACUAAAAACGAUCUAAACUCUAUGUGCACAUCUACAUGCGCCCCAUUGUAUUUUAAACUUAGAGAGGCCAAUGAACACAUAUCUUAUUUUAAUGAAUUGACCUUUGCACAACUUCGAAAAGCUUUUACAGAGCUACGACUAAAUACAAUAAGCUCUGCUUAUAGAGAUGGGAGACACAGAGGCAUACCAAAAAACGAACGUGUUUGCAUUAGGGGAUCUUCUGAAGUAGAGGACCUUAUGCAUUAUAUCUUGCACUGUCCUUUAUAUAAUGAUGCAAAAAAAAGAUUUUUGGUACCUAUAAUGACAGGGUCCCCUGGCCAGAACCCCUUUGACAUGAUUUUAUAUCUCCUCGCAGACACAGAUAAGUAUGUGACCUGGCAUGAAGCACUUUUUGCAACUGCUGCUAGGAAAAUUAGAGCAAAUUAUAUAGCCAAGGUAGCCAUUAACUGUAGAGGAGAUGAAUUCAUUUGAUCCUUUCUAUCUACCUCAGGCUAUGCUCUAUCUUUGUCACCAAACUCUGAGUAUAAAUUGCACACUGUAUUAAUUGAUAUUGUUUUUAACAUUAGUGACCAUGUGAUGAUUUUAGCUUAUGAAUUUUCUUGUUUAAUGUUUUUAUUUGUACAUUGGGGUACUUUUAUAACUCUGUUUACGUGUACGUAAUGUUUUAAUAAUAUAAAUGUUUUAAGUCUUUUUUAUCAAUAAAGUAUUUUUUUUUUAAUUGUCAAAUAAUUCUGUGUACAUUGCGGCAGCCUUUGGCUAUGUGCAAUAAAACUGAGACUGAGAUCAAGCCUACGUUACGGACACGGGUUUUCACUGCCCUAAAAAUACAAUCUUUACAAAUCUUGAUUUGCUUUUGGCAACAAUAUCAGGAUUUGGCAAAUAAGAACAAGGAAUUGGAGAAAGAAUUCAAAAGCACAAAACACCUGUGUGGCAGGCAAUCUUUUUUCUUCUCAAAAAAGAAAAACCACCUCUGAAAUCAAUGCAUUUUAAGCUUCUUAAAUUAAAAAGAGAACCUCGGAAAGUACUUAUUUCAUCAGUUUGGCAAAAAGAGAGAAGGGGGCAAAUUGGCACCUUUGGAGAGUCAGGGGGACGUAAGGCCUGGAUCUCCGGAGAAGAGAUGUGGGUUUCUAGGGGGGGUCCCCCUGCUUCGGAGUGGGGUGCUGGGACAGGACAGCCGUGCCCCCCCCCUCCUUCAACUGGAGCAGCGCAGAAGGAAGAGCUUGCAAGCGAGGGGCAGGAGAGCUGGGUGGGGAGGGGUUGCCGAGGAGGAGGCGGCCCUGGGGAGUCUCUCUCUUGCCCCCCAGCCCAGCUGCCCAAACCCCUCUUUGGUGCAGCAAUGGCCCUGGGCAAGCAGGUGGAGAGGGGCAGGGAGCAGACAUUCUCUGGCUGGCAAGCAAGGGGUUAAAGUGCCCCCCAGGGGAGAGGAGGGUUGGCGCACCUGCCUUGGCUUUUUCUGGGGCUCCCGGGGGCUCCCCUCUCUUGCUCCCUCCCAGUUUCGGGCAAGGGCUGGGAAGGGAGGGCCGGUGCUCCCCUAGGACUGUGCGGACCCCCUAGGAGGAGCAAGCCCCCCCUCGCCAAAGAGAUGCAGACAGCUACAAGCAGCAGCGCCCGUCUGCACUGGGAUGCAGCCAGGAAAAGGCAACCACGAGUCACAGCCACCCACAAGAAGAUUUCUUUUACUAUUAAAGGGGGGUGUCCUUCUGGACUCCCAUUGCCUCCCCCCAAACGCAGAGGGCUCCCCCUCCCCACAGAGGUCAGAAGCGGGGAGCCCCAACCCCCCUGCCUCCUCCAUGGGAAGCAGCUCCUCCUAGGGACCCUGGCAGGAUGGGGCCAUUGGAUGUGGCAGGGGUGCCCCCCUGCCCUUGAGCCACCAUAGCAGUGGCACAGCCUGCCCCUCACCCUAUAGGUGAACCACACCCCUCCCUCACUCCCCAUCCUGCUGUCAGGGUCUGGCCCCCCAGGACCCCUCCUGCUCCAACCAUGUGGGUAUGUGGGGGAGCUCCCACUCUGCCCUAGGCCUUGCUCCAGGUUUGUGAUGCAGAGAGAGGCAGCAGAGAGAAGGUGAUUUUUUUUGGGGAGGGAGGCCUGCAGGACCUCACCAGGAGGAAGGCCACUUGAGGGUGGAGCCAGAGAAAAGAACAAGACUCCCCCAGGCCCAAAGGACAGCAGAAAGGGGCCACAUUUGCUGCUUUUGUGGUGUGCAUGCGCCUAUGUCUUGCUCUGGGGACCGCCCCCCCAAAAAAGGUCCAGAGAGGGUCCGGGCUUGAGAGCGCUGGGGUAGAAAGCAAAGGGGAACUGGCUGGGUUCAACUCUCAGGGGUCAGCAGCCCAGCAGGAGGAGGAAGAAAUGCCCAGGGAAGGCUGAAAAGAUCUGGGGGUGGGGGGCUGCUUGAGUCACAGCAAUUAAAAAAGAGACAAAAACAAAGUACUAUUACAAACAUUGUUACAGAAGGAAAAUCGAUAGAGAAACCUGCAGACAUUAGAAAAUGUUUUUAUAAAUAUUAUAAGCAACUGUAUAAAAAAGAAAAAGAAGAUCUAGGGGAAAUCAAGCAAUUUAUAAAGAACUCACGGCAACCCUGACAGAGAAGCGCAACCUGGAGGCGGAGGUGGCCGACCUGCGUGCACAGCUGGCCAAGGUAAAGGGGGGGGGGUUACCACAGCAGAGGCAGAGAGCAUCCUGAGAAGCAGCAGGGAAGGGGCCGUCUGCAGUCAUCUUCAUCCCUGGUUCCCAAUUUCCUGAUCCCAGAAUAGCCCGGCUGCGGGUCAGCUGUGUGCAAGGGCCUCCCUUGUCUCUGGGCUGAACUCCUGCCCAGAGGAGGCGCCUGGAAAUAGCAGAGGAGCUCUCUGGCAGUGGCUCCAGCGGGUUGGGCACCAGGAGCAGCAGUGCCAGCAGUAGCGGCGCCUUCCAGACUUCCCAGCAGGCUUCUGCCAAGGGCAGCAUCAGCAUCGAGGACGUGGACCCAGAGGGGAAGUAUGUUCAGCUGAAGAACCGCUCUGACAAGGUAGGCUGCGGGAAGAGAGGUCUUGGCUCAGAAGCACUGAGGUUUUGGUGAGAAAAAAUCUAAAUACCAAAUAGAAAUCCUGGAAGUAGAGAUAAAAUAUUGUCCAAAAUGUAGGAUUAUUUAUUGGAGUGGGAUACUGUUAUGUACUGAGUUGAAUAGGAUCCAAACUGCAGCAUUCUGAUUGGUCCUAGAACAAUAGGAUCCAAAUUGCAGCAGUCUGAUUGGUCCUAGAACAAUAGGAUUCAGAAUGCAGCAGUCUGAUUGGUCCUAGAACAAUGCAGCAGUAUGAUUGGUUGGCAGGAACCACCCAAUCAUGCUCCAGAUAUAAGUGAAUCCACAACCUGAUUGGCUUACAGUAGAAUUCCAGAAUUAGCCAAUCACGUGCAGCCCAUUGUGUAAAUAAUGUAUAUAAAGCAGAUACUUUGAGGGGACAUUCAUUCAUUCCUCCUCACCACUAUGAGCUGAAUAAAGAGUAUGAAAUCCACUAUCGACUCUGAGUAUAUUUCACUGGCGACGAAGGUGGGAUCCCGCUGAGCUGACUGCCACACACAGCACCGCAGCACCGCCACCUGCCGCACCGCUGCCUCGCACCGUGUAUCCAGGCUUCAGCUCCGGGACACAAAGAACUCGGAAUGGCAACCGAAAGCAGCUUCUCGCCGUUCAACCCAGCAUCUGGAGACUGGGAAGCGUAUGCCUCCCGUUUCACCUUCCUCCUAGAAGCCAAAGGGGUCACCGACAAAGAAGACGCGAAGAAGAGGGCGAUAUUCUUCAGCGUCUGCGGAGAGGAGACAUUUGAAAUCGCCCGGGCUCUCCUUGCGCCUGAAGACGUCGCUACUGUUCCAUACAAAACAAUAAUGGAACAGCUGAAGGGGCACUUUUCGCCGCAGCCCUCAGUGGUGGCUCGUCGAAAUGCCUUCUACGCAAAGCGGCAAGCCCCUGGGGAAACCAUAACUGGGUUUGUGACCUCUCUUCGCCAAGCCGCCCGGUUCUGCAACUUCUCAGAGCUGGAGAACAUGCUUUGUGACCGCCUCGUCGGUGGCCUGAAGGAUGAGAAGCUGCAACGACGCCUCUACGCUAAGAAGGACCUAACGUUCCAGGUCGCUCUGGAGGAGGCCCUGGCAACGGAAGCUGCCAAGAGGUCAACGCAAGAGGCACGGCCGAGCCUGCCAUCCCAACCAAGGGUCCACCACGAAGACCUCACUGACGACUCAGGAUCUGACAGGGAGGAGGUGCACCAAGUACAGCAGCGCACUCAAGCAGCCCACAUACCACAGCUGCCUCGACGAGAAGGAGGGAACUGCGCAAGCUGCGGGGAAAGUCACGAGAGGAGGACCUGCCGGUUCCGCAACGCAGAGUGCAGGCAGUGCAGAAAAUCGGGACACAUCGCCCGGGUGUGUCGAGCUCGGCCCACCCAACGCCAGGCAUCAGAUGACCAAUCCAAGAGCCCCAGGUCCUGGGGCCCAACACACCAAGGCAACUCGACGGAGCUCACGGACUUCCAGGUAUACCAGUUGCCCCACCCCAACGUAGAGAAAAUUUAUGUAGAGGUACAGAUAGAGGGGGCCCCAUGCCGCAUGGAGCUUGACACGGGUUCAACUCUAUCCAUAAUCUCGGCAAGGACCUUAAGGAAACUGGGGGUCCCAAACUCAGGCCGGCCCCAUUCACCCUCCGGGACUUCCAGAAAUGUAAGGUCCCCACAAUGGGGGUGGGGACCUUCAGGGUGCAAUACCGAGGGCGGACGCGGCAACUGGACUUGCUUGUGGUCAAGGGCCCCUACAUUAGCUUACUGGGAUUGGCAUGGUUUGGACCACUGGGGCUAGCCAUCACUGGGGUGAACCACACUACCUUACAAGUGGACGUGGACGCCAUAUGCAAGGAAUUUCCAGGGGUUUUCGAUGGGAAAUUGGGACAGUAUACGGGCCCCCCCAUUGCUCUACAGCUUGACCCUGCAGUACGACCGGUCAGGCUCAAGGCCCGCCGGGUCCCGUUCGCCCUGAAACCCCGUAUAGACGAGGAAUUGGACCGGCUCGUGGAGCAAGGAGUGCUGGAGCCGGUGCCUAAUGCCCCCUGGGAAACCCCAAUCGUCACACCCGUCAAGCCUAAUGGUUCAGUCCGCAUCUGCGCAGACUACAAAUGUACCAUAAACAAGGCCCUCACGGCCCAUGCAUACCCAGUGCCAGUGGUCAGCCAUGUCCUUGCCACCCUGGCUGGGUCGAAAAUUUUUGGCAAGCUGGACUUGGCCCAAGCAUAUCAACAGCUGCUGCAAUUUGGAUCCUAUUGUUCUAGGACCAAUCAGAAUGCUGCAGUUUGGAUCCUAUUCAACUCAGUACAUAACACCUACAAAGGAUGAAUUAGUAAAAGAAGUGAUGAUAAAGUGGGCGAUGAAUUUUGGUUAUAAUAUCGAGUAUGAUAGAUGGGUCAAACUCUAGAAUGAAGGUAUACAAUUUACAGUGUGUGUUACUUUAAGAGAAAAUCUAGCAAAAAUGAUGUAUAGAUGGUAUAUCACCCCAGUAAAAUUGGCAAGAAUGUAUGAAUUAAGGAGGAAAACCUGUUGGAAAUGCAAUUUGAAAGAAGGGGAUUUAUAUGUGGUGGAAUUGUGAGAAGAUGAAAAAAUUCUGGGAUUUGAUAUAUAAUGAACUAAAGAAGCUCUUUAAAUACACAUUCCCGAAAAAGCUGGAGGCUAUGUUAUUGGGCAUAAUAGGGGAGGAAAUUAAAAAAGAAGACCGAAAACUAUUUCAAUACGCUACAGCAACAGCCAGGAUUCUUGUUGCUCAAAAAUGGAAAUUAUAGGAAACUCCAUCAGUAUCGGACUGGCAGGUUAAACGCUUUGAGUAUAUAGAACUGGCCAAAAUGACUUGCAAAAUCCGAGAUCAAAAAGGGUCAAAGUUUGAGGAAGAAUGGGGGAAAUUUGUUGUGUAUAUAAGGUUAAAUUGCAGAGUCCAGAUGCCCGGAGAGUUCUUGAUGAGACGGCCAGAGAGAGGGCGAAGCUGCGAGGGGAACUUGAUGAGCUUGCCAAGAGGUGAGGGAAGCCAUGCUGCCAGGAUGCUUAGGAGUGAGCAUGUCUGGGCCGGAACACGUGUUGCGCACUACCUACUGUGGUGUGCUCUGUAUAUUCCCCAGAGGCUGGUUGGGGUACCUGAUUCUUCCCUCUGUGCAGGUGACCGGCAACAAGGCUGUCUAUGAGUCAGAGUUGGCGGAUAUCCAGAGAGUUAUUCGUGGGGAACUCCUUCAUUGCUUCUCCAUAGUGUAGAGUUGGAAGGGGACCCCCAAGGUCAUCCAGUCCACCCCCUGCAAUGCAGGAAUCUUUGCCCUGAGAUUCAGAGCCUCAAGGGCCACUGUGGUGACUUGUGUGCAGCAAUAAGGCUGCUGGCACAUUUGCCGAGCUAAGCAGGUCCAGCAUGGCUUCAAACUGGCAGGGCUGGGUGGCCCUCAGGGUCUCUUCCAACUCUACCAUUCUGCCACCUGAGCCCCUUCUCCUCUCUCUCCUGCCUUGCAGGAUCCAGGCAAACCUCCAGCGAAGCCCAAGGCAAAGAAGACCCCCGGGCGUUUAAAAUUUUAAACAACGUCCAAGGAAAAAACUGGUCUUACUGAGGCAUCUGAUCAAGACUUGUAUUUUAAAAUGAGCUUAAAAAAUAUAUUUGCAAAUGUUUGUAUGUUUCAUGCCAGACAUAAAGCAGCUGGCUGAGUACUCUGGCAGUUGUUUAUCUUCUUGAUCAAGGCCCCCUGAUCUAUAGCAGUACCUCAGGGUUGUAAAGGAAAUUACAGGCUGGGAGCAGAGGUCAUACUGACCAGACAAAUUACAGAAUACAAUCAAGCUGCAAAAACACUAAGAGUCGAGCCACAUCUUCCUAAGCUUAAAGGGCAAGAAUAGCAGCUGGCUUGAAAGGGGGGUGUAAAUUUAAGGGGUUGCUUUUGCAAACUGUUUUUACUAAGUUCCUUUUUACUUUGAAAAGGCGUUUUCUUCUAAAAAUCUAUAUAUGUUAUGUAUGAAAUAUAUUGGCUUAAAUGUAAUUAUGCAAAGGAUUUAGAAAGUAAGAAAUGUUAGAUUCUUAUGUUAGAUUCUUAUUUCAUUGAUGGUGUGUGAGAAGGUGAACCCAAGAUCUCUGUUUAAGAUAAAAAUUUAAAACCAUGAGCCAUCUGUUUUAGCCAUCUGUUUUGGAGUGAAUAGGGCAAUAGGGUAAAGAUGAUCUGAUAAUUAAGGUGCCUUGUCGAGGCAAAUGUAAGAUAUAUGGCUACUUGUCUGCCAUUUAUGGAUAGAAGGAAAUAUAGCUCUUUGUCUCCCAUAAAAGGUAAUAGGAAAUGGGUGUAUCUUUUAUGAUUGGUUCUAGCAAACAGCCAAUAGGAAUUUCAACCAGGCUGAUUGGACAGAGGCAGCCAAAGGAGGAGCAAGGGGGCUGGGCUGAGGGAAUAUAAGUGCUGGCCAUCAGGGCUGGAGUGGGCAGAGCUUUUGGUAACCAUAUACCACUGUGCCUAUCAUUUAUUUGUCUGACAAAUAAAUUAUUAUUUUAAUUUCUGUAUUGCUGCGUUGAAUAUUUCAUUCCAGCUAAGCGUUAACCACAAGCAGGGUGCUACAUUACGGCACACUGGUCUUACGGCAAAAACAGAAAUGAAACCAAGGGGGAGAGAGAUGAUCAAAAAAAGAAAAACACCUUUGAAAUAAAUGCACUUUACAGACAAGAGGACAUAGCUCAGGUAGUCAAGUAGAAUGAGCCUUGACCAUCCUGUAAAUAAAAGGCAGAAAAUUUUGUCUGCAAAUGGUAAGGCUGAAAUGACUGAGAAUGUUAAAGAUCCUAUGAAUUCUGACUCUGGCCAUUUUUUCCCAUAUAUAAGGGCGUGGCUGAUUGUUCCUUGAAUGACCAGAGGGAAAUCACACAAAAUGAUAGCCCACAUUUUUUAAUAAACACCUGCUCUCAAAUCCCUGUAAAUAAAGGAAGCGCUCCUUUGCUUGGGCUGCAGGAAAACAAUAUUGGCCAGAUGAGAAGGAAACAUGAUCCCUUAGAACUGAGUUAACAAAUUUAAUUUGACCAACUUCUAUUGCUAGCUUUUGUGAAUACUUGAAUUGCUGAGUUUCUUAUUUAUUUUUUUAAAUCUAACCCUAUUUUUAAAAUCUACUCCUUCCCCUUCCCUUCCUUUAUUCAAAUGGUAAUUUAGCCAAAAGAUGCAACAUUUUAAAGGGUAUAGAAGAUUUGCUGAGACACGAACUCUGCACAAGCACAGAGGUUAGGUCAGCUUAAAAAAAAUACACUAAAUACAUCAACAACAAACCAGACCCAACCACCAACCCACCCCCCAGGGUAAUGGGAGAGGAGCUAGGUGCUGCUCCUUAUAUACUACACCCAAUUGCUGACACAGCUUGAUGAACCCAACUCAGCAGCACCUGCUAUGUUUCACAGCGGUAAAGCUGGGUCUCGUUAUUUUGCUCUGGCCCCUUAAAGACAUACACAUCGGGUGGAACAAUGAUGAACCUUUACAUUUCAAGAAACCAUUCAACACACUCUCCCUCCACCAGUUUGUGUCUCUCUCCCUGAGGGACUGCGCAUACACAGCUGGAGACUGCGCCUGCAUGGAAACGUCCUCUGCUCCUCCCUUGUCAGUCCCUCCUGGUUCUGGGAGACAAGUGGUGCAGGAGAGGGUGUCCCUUCCCUUGCCUAGUCUGCCUCCUGCUCCUCUUCCUCCAGCUCUGAAGCUUCCCUUGCCUCUGACCCUUGCCUCCUGGCUGCUACAGGUCUCCACAAAUCGCUGCUCCCCUCUCCCGAGUCAGACCUCAUUCAAACGAAAUGAACCCGCAGACUCCUGAUGGGAAAGAAGCCCGGUGGGUGCUUACUUCCCACCUGGACUCUUGACAGUCCCCUUCAAUUUGUGUUUAAGAAACGUUUUUCCUGUGUUUAAAUUGGCCUUAGGUAACAUCCAGCAGCUGCUUACCUUAAAUGUGCCAUCUAAAAUAAAAAUGCAAGCUUGCUUCAAAAUUUUAAAUCUAAGAAAGCCAUGUUGGGCCUUAUCAAUCUUAAACAAGACAAAAAUGAGAAUGAAGUGUGCAAAUGUUUGUUAUUUGAGAAAGGCUCCAAAGAGUCUUCCUCCAAGUGGUAGGAAGAAAAGAAAAAUCCUGUAUAUGUGCUUGUGUUCUGAAAGGAGGAUUACCCCACCUCUUCCCUCUAUAGCUGAAGUGAGGAGGGUCUGAUGGUAGAUGAUGUUUCGCUGCAACUUUUGAGUUUGUGAGUCUAUUUCGGAAUGUGCUGCAAAGUUAACCUAAUGUUUCUGCUGCAAAAGCCUAGUUGAGCACAAUGCUCUCUCAAGCUAAAAUGCAGUGUAUGUAUUUCAUUAAGCAUAUGCCUAGGAAAAUAUGGUGUUCCUUCUAAGAAAAUUUGUUAUUAAAAGGUAGAAGCUUCCAUAGUCAGCGAUUGUCUGAGUCCUGAUAUCAGUCUCUAUAAGACUUCUUGGCCUCUUUUCUUAGAAAAUGCCCCCCCCUGCUUCAGUCUCUUUCAGUUUUUCCCCCUUCCUACUUCUGUGCCUUACUUCAGGUGCUGCUGAGUUGUGUUCAUCAAGGUGUGUCAGCAAUUGGGUCUAGUAUAUAACCCUAACCCUGACGGGGGGGGGGGGUUGGGGGGAGAAAGUUUUUAUUUUUUAAAAAAAAAAUUGAUUGAUUGAAUUGAUUUUGUUAUGUAAGCCUUUUUUCAGAAACCAUAUAUAUUAAUGUUAUGUAGUUAUGCACUGUAAUAUGAAUGAAUUGUGUUUUGUAUUCUUUGUCUUAUAGAAUAUAUAUAAUAAUGUUAUGUUACAAAGCAAAUUUACGGUAAUAAAACAGGUUAAAAUUUUUAUUUUUAAAAAAAGGUGAAAGAUUGUGAGAAGGAAAGCUCCCAGGGGAGAGCUGGGAAGGCCACCCGCUUUUUGUGUGAGACAAGAGUUAAGGGUUGAUUUUGAGAAAGGACACUGAUUUCUUUUCCCUUUCUGUUUUGUUUUUAUUUAGAUUACGUUCUUUUAUCUUAAUGUAUUUUUUAAAACUGUAGCCUUUUAGGCCCUUUAAACCAUGGGCAGGAAAAUUGGUUGCACCCGAGCAGAGACAAAAGGAGCCAAAUGACACCAAGGGGUUAAAUCCAGAGAAAAAGCGUUUUAUUCUGACAUGGGGGGGGGCAGAGGCACCUGUGUGAUUCAGUUCACAAAAGACAGGCCGCAGCAAAAAGCAUUUUACAUCAGGUUUUUAUCCUGUUCCCCAAACCCCUUCUUCCCUCUCCCCAUCACAGAUUUUGCAUAGAAAUGUUGCUUUUCGUUCUCUGGCUCUGUUCCGGAAGUAUGUUGCAAGUCAAUGUACCAGGACAAGGUUAUCUUGGAUCUGGGAAGCGAAAAGCUUUACUGUUCUCAGCUCUAGGUUUGUUACAGCGUUUUUCGUUACAGAGAGGAAUGAAUGCUUAGCUAAUUUUUUUUGUCUUAGAGGAAAAUGCAGUUUUAAAAAUGCUUGAAGCGAGGCCUGGCUGGGGGGGAAUUCACAAACAGUUUUAGGGCUUUCUGGGGUAACCUAACUGUGCCCCUUCAAAACUACUAUUAAAAUCUUAUUUUUUAAAAAAAGGAAGGCGGGAUCCCAUCAGAGGACUGACUUGGAAGGACCUGGCAAGUAACAUGUGCAUCAUUUUUAAAGUGCAUGUUUCUUUGUUUUAAGCGCAGAAAACCUCGUUCUUCCUCCAACCAAUAUCUGAUCUGAGUCGCAGGCAGUGCAAGGCAGAGGGCAAAGUAUUUGGAGCCUCAUUCCAGGUUUGCAGAAAGCAAGACCUUGAUAUGCUAAGCAUCUGGCAGCUGACCAGAGCAGAAUUUCACUUUCAGAUGCAGCAGCAAACCACUGAGCGAGCGCAGGAUUUUAAAAGCUCAUAUCCAGGACAGUAAAAAUGGCACUCGCCACAAGCAGAGCAGCCAAACUUACACACCAGGGAGAAGUCAAUGGUUUGUCAGCAACUCAGUUUUAUUCAGAGGAGACCCACAACCAAAGUCAGCCGUGUCUUUUACUUUCAGUGAGUCUACUCUAAGCAACACUAACCCUGGAUAAACCCUAGCGUCCAUGCUCCAUUGUCUUGCAACUUUACCUCCAAGCAGAGAAUGUUUCAUUCAACGUGGAUUCCUGAAAAAACCCCGGAGAUCUGCACCCACUGGGUCCCAAAUCUAUUCCCCAUGUCAGCAUGAAGGCUGGCUAACGAACUCACCAAGAGCUUGUGAGAACUUUGGUCCUAACUUCAUGUCACACGCAAAGGUGUGCAGCAAACAGUUCCAGAGAGCCACACCUUCUGCAGGGAAGCAGCUCCUGGGGUGGGGGUGUAAUUUGGAGCAAAAAACAGUGUAUGUGUGGGCUGGUGGGCUCUUAGCAUCCUUUUCUCCAGCCUGCUCCCCCCCCCCCAGAUUCUUUCCACAAUAUUUAAGGAGAGGGAAUGCUUUCCUGCUGGAAAGCAGCAGGCAGGGAAAGCAGAUAGCCUCAAGACCAGCCUUGGGAAGCCUGCAGCCUGGGGUCCAAAUUCAGCCCUCCAGAUCUCUCUGUGUCCCUUGAGAAUCUCUCCUGGGUGGAAAGCAUCCUCACACUGUGAGAAUGCCUUCCCUGCACAAAGGGUGGGGAAGGAGUGUGUGCACAUGUGUGUGCAGCAAUCUCUGAUGUGUGGGUGGCCAGCCCUCCCACCACAGGCGGCUCCCUCAGAAGGUGGUUCGUGGCCUGAAAAGGGUUUUCCACCCUGCUUCCUUGGACUCUGCAGCUGGUGGGCAGGGGCAAGCACAUCACAGUAGGUAGUGUGCAACAUGUGCUCUGGCCCAGACACGCUCACUCCUAAGGAAUGCGGCCAAGUUGCCUGAAGGAUGGCUAACUUUGCUAUUUACAAAGAAUGGCACGUGGUCAGGUGCUGGAGCGGGGGGCCAGCAAGUGGAGAAUGUUGGCUAUUUGCAGGUUAGCAGCGCGGCAGAGAGCUUGCUGGGGAGACCAUGCAUGACAAGGAACUAAAAAAUAACUUUAACAAGGUUUUAAUAACAAAAACAAAAACUCCUUUUACACUAAAGAUAACAACAACAAACCAGACCCAACCACCAACCCAUCCCCCAAGGUGAUGAGAGAGCUAGGCGCUGCUCUUUAUAUACUAUACCCAACUGCUGACACAGCUUGAUUAACACAACUCAGCAGCACCUGCUAUGUUUCACAGCUGCAAGACUGGGUCCCGUUAUUUGCCCUGGCCCUUAAAGACAUACACAACUUGUGAAGCAAUAAUGAACCUUUACAUUUUACAGUGACGCUGAUUCCUGAAGUGUCUGUGGGCCAGAUUGAGAAGUCGAUUGGGCUGGAUCUGGCCCCCUGGCCUUAGGUUGCCAACCCCUGGCCAGGAAUGAUGGCAGCUGUUGUUUGUAGCUGAACAACAAAGGUUGUUAGAGGCCCAAAGGUUCCCCCCUCCUGCCCUACCCAGCGGGAGGCCUGGCCAUAAUGGAGAUAGGUCUGGAAGCAUCUCUAUACAUCAGGGAUGGGGACUCCAACUUGCCUCUGCUCCAACAAGCAUGGCCAACGGGUAGGGAUGAUGGGAGUUGUAGUCCAGUAACAUUUACUUAAAUGGUGUAGUGCCGAGAGACUACCAAGCCGCGGUCUGUUGGGGACCAGGAGGGUGGAGACUGUCAGUCUUUGUGGGCCAGAGGCAGGUUCGGGGUCCGAAACAGGGAAGGACCACAGCAGGUCAGGGCUGUAGCUCAGCGGUGGAGCAAAAGGUCCCUGGUUCAGUCCUGGCAUCCCCAGGAAUUAGCACAGAUAACAGGUGAAAGUGUGUUAUAUUUGGGGCAACUACUUUGCUAUAUAUAUAUAUAUAUAUAUAUAUAUAUAUAGUAUAUUAAGGGGAAGUGCCUACACAAAUGUAUGUUUUCUGAGAAAUAGGCACUAAGAUUCUGAUGAACUUUCACGAGGACUUUUAUUUUAAAAAUUGCCAGCUGAUGUGGAAGUGAGGAGAGCCGAUCUUAAAAGAUUGGGGGGAGGACACAUGGGCUGCCCCCCAAUAAAAAAAAUACAUGGCUAACUGAGGUUCUGCCCCGCCCCCAACAAAAGGCCUGUCCCCACUAACAAAGGCCUGAUCCCUAACAAAAAUCCUGGCUACAUCUAUGGGGAGGGGGAAUAAAAAACUGAGAAAUAGAGAUUGUCAGAUCUGCUCAACCCUAUGCAAUAUUUUUCCCACCUGAGGGCAAAGCCUCAUAAGGCUACAGUCAUAAGGCCAUACGGUUAUUAUGGUUGGGAGAUUUUUAUCUAGGGAUUUUCUAAUAUAGCUUGUGGAAAUUGUAGUUAAAUAUGCUAGCAAAAGAAUAGGUGUUAUAUGCUUUUGCAGAAAUUGCAGUUAAGAAGAACAGCAAAAAGAACAAAUAUAUGCCUCAGUGAAAUAGAGAACAUGGCUUUAUUGCUAAAAACCACAUGUAGAGGGGUGAAAACAUAAUGCCAAAUAAGGAAAAUCACAAAUAUGAGAGAUGGUCGCCAGAUUCAGAGGAAUGGGAAAAGGGGAACAGAGGUGGGGAGUUUAAUAUUGUACUAGGCGGACGUGACAGGUUGUGACCCCUGGACAGGAGGGGAAUUUUGCCCUCGGAGAGAGCAGAAAAGCUUCUGCGAUGAUUUUCGGGUGUGCCUGCCUUGGUCACCCAUCUUGCAAGUAUGUUUUUGUGAUCACUCAAAUAAAUGUAUGCUGCUUCAUCAAUUUUGCUUAGAAUUUAUUUCAGGGGACCAGUGUUUUUAUAUCUAGCAACUGUCUCUCAAGACAGGCAGAUGCCAACAACCUAUAAGCAAACAUGUCCAAAAUUCUGUGCAUGUUCUUCUCCGCUUUUCUUUCUCUCCUCUGGGCUCUUGUGUUCAGCCAUCAGCCUCAGGGGAAAUGGACAAACUCUCCACCAAAGGACAGAUCCGGAACCCGUUUGUGGUGUCGCCUCAGAACCCCUUGAGAAAGCAAGAAAACCAGGUUGCGCACAGCAAAUUCCGGAGCUCAAUGGCCCCCUUCUUCGAAUUCUCUCCUGCCUGA